GCUUAAUGGAAAUAAAAACAAAGCUUGUUUGUUUUGCAAUGUCUUUACGCCUAGGAAGUUCUAGAAACAACCGAGCGUUUUCUUUAGAAUAUUGGCACCAUGUUGACAGUUUCAUCACAUAACCUUAUAUUUUAGGCGUUCUAGAACAAAAUAUUUGAAAAUUGAAAAUUUCAGACAAAAUGGCAAUGUUCGGCAUAAUAGUUUCCGGGCGAUUAGUCCAAACCGAGUUUCAACAGCUUAAUGAGCGGCAGUUUGUAACCGUAAUCCCGGACGCUGACAAUAUCAAUCAUAUUGUCGUGUUCUUAACCGGCGCCAUCCCCUUUCCUGAAGGUUUCGCCGGCCAAGUUUAUUUCAGCUGGCCUGACCCAAACGCCCCUCCAAAUUGGCAGUUGUUGGGGUACCUUUCGAACCAGAAACCGUCGGCGAUUUACAAAAUCUCCAAUCUGAAAAAGCUCCACGAAAUGGGUGAUUACUCGAACCUGAUGUUCGGGCAGUCGCAUAUAGUGCACAAUGCGCAGAUAGGAAUCAGCAUAGAACCACUUUCGAACAUUCAGGAAGUGCCGUCGAGCGAAUCGGCGGAGGCGCAAGUGACUUUCGCGCAGAAAAUGCUGGAAAGCUUCAUGAACUUUGUCUUGAGUUACAGUGUUACCCAGCAAAACAUGCUACCUAACCCGACCAUGACAUAUGUACCAUUGUCUACCGUGCAGAGCUGGUACACAAAUUUCGAGCGGCGUUUACAGCAGAACCCCAACUUUUGGAAGUCUUAAUCAGUGUCUUAGUGUUUUUGUUUUUAAUUUUAAGUCUUAAGGUAUAUCAAGAUCUUUUUGUACAACAGUGAGAUAAGUGAAAGUAUGCAUUUCAAUGUUGUAUGAUAUUCAUUUCAUUAAAAUGCUGAUAAUGAAAAAAAAUUGUUUUUCUUCGUAUUACUUAAUGUUAAUAAUGUUAAAUAGUACAGUUCG
Molecule: messenger RNA, 959 nt
Organism: Cylas formicarius (sweet potato weevil)
Lineage: Eukaryota; Metazoa; Arthropoda; Insecta; Coleoptera; Brentidae
Product: protein OPI10 homolog
Exons: 3
Coding region: 180-767 (195 amino acids)
Biological process (GO): protein import into nucleus
Cellular component (GO): nucleus; cytosol
Molecular function (GO): nuclear import signal receptor activity; Hsp70 protein binding
Source: RefSeq, a predicted model, not a curated record